Messenger RNA from Toxotes jaculatrix (banded archerfish), 2081 nucleotides. RefSeq names its product leucine-rich repeat-containing protein 17-like. The transcript is spliced from 7 exons. Gene Ontology annotation, cellular component: plasma membrane. Gene Ontology annotation, molecular function: protein binding. NCBI's taxonomy places the organism in Eukaryota, Metazoa, Chordata, Actinopteri, Toxotidae. Bases 409 to 1809 code for a protein of 466 amino acids. The record is from RefSeq and is a predicted model, not a curated record.
CGAUUUGCUUUUAGCUCUGAAUGAGUGCAAACAGUCGCCAGUGUACAGCCAGUAACAAGAGGAGACACAUGCAAACAGAGAGCAGUGACUGGAUUUAUCCAAGGUGGACUCAACACUGAACUUUCAAAAGGAAAAUAGCUGUGUCCUGUCUACAGUUGAAGCUGUGACCAUAUACCAGACUGAGAGGAGCACACCAACCGACCUGAGUGCAGCCGGACAGGUUGAGGUGGAUGAGAUUGUGGCAGCCCUUCCCUGUGCUCAGGGUUUGCUGCAGCUGUGUCUCAUCAGCCAUUACACUCUUGACCCAUUGCUUCUGUUUUCAAGCCUGUUUUCAUAAGAUUUUCGCCCCAAACCCCUGCUUUGGCUCCAGAUCUUCUUGCUGAGAAGGUAAUCCCUGCAGGGCUCAGGAUGCAUGUGACCUCCUGUCUCCUCUUAGCCUCCCUCCUCCUCCUCCUGCUCUCGUCCAUCGAGAUGAAAAGGCCAGGGAAGGGCAGAGGCCUCAAGGGAGCACGACACAAACUCACGCGGGACAGGGUGAGAGGUGCUGGGCGUCACAGCAGAUCUGGCCCCUCCAGGCUCGUGUCACCUGACACCUGCUUGGAGUCAACAGAAUCUAGAGACGUCUUUUUGGACUGUCAGGACCGACGUCUCACCUCCAUUCCCACUUCACAAACUUGGUCCAAACAACCUAAGCACUUCCUUCUAGCCCGCAAUCGGAUCAAAGUCCUUCGUGAUGGGGCCUUUUUUGGAUAUGAGAGUUUAGCCAGUCUAGACCUGCAGCAGAACCAGAUCGCUUUAGUGGAGGAAGGAGCCUUCCAGGGCCUGACACACCUUACAACCCUGCUGCUGCAGCACAACCGCCUGGGAACACUUAGCGAGGAGGCCCUCAUCCCCAUGCCAAACCUUCGCUACCUGCGUUUAUAUGACAAUCCCUGGAACUGUCUCUGCCCGAUGGAUAGUCUCAUACGCACCCUCCAGGUCCCAAGUAACCGUAAUUUGGGAAAUCAUGCCAGGUGUGCAGCGCCGAUCAGGCUACAAAGCAUGAAGUUGAAGGAGGUUGACGCUGAGUUACUCUGUAAGGAGUCAGACCCAACAGGCGACCCGCAGGGCGACCAAAAAGAUACCGCCGACCCCAUGAAGCCCAGUCCAUUUCGCGGCAAACCAGAUGCCACCACAUCUUGCCAUUUCUACCUUUUCCCCCAAAUGCAAAUGGACUGCAGUAAACGAGGUCUAACUGAGGUGCCCACAGGCAUUCCAGAUGAUGUUGUUCAUAUCGAUCUGUCCCAUAAUUCAAUCCGUCAUCUCAGAGGCAAAGAUUUUCAAAGAGCGAGGAGCCUCAGAACCCUUAACCUCAGUAGUAACAACAUGGAGCGUAUCGACACGGGGUCUCUGUCUGGGCUCCUGCACCUCCGUGAGCUGGACUUAUCUGACAACAGCCUGCAUUUUAUCCAGUAUGGGGUUCUCGAAGACCUUUACUUUCUGUCCCAGCUAAAACUGGGAGGAAACCCCUGGGUGUGUGACUAUAGCAUCCACUACAUGGUGUACUGGCUGCAUCUGCACCCAGGGGUGAGGCACUCUGGCCUGCUCUGCCGCUCCCCUCCUGAACAUACUGGGGAGCGUGUGGAGGACUAUGUGAGUUCCUACAAUAGAGCGUGUCCGAAGGAUAGACAGCACAGCAGAACAGACCAAGACGAAACGAACCCUGAGCUUUGGAACACACCGAUGGAGGUGCAGGGAGAGCUGGAGGAGGAGCUGGAGCCAAGCCACCUGAGAGUUCCCCAGAAAUACCAGAUCAUCCGACUGUCCUGACUAAAGUGAACAUCUGACCUGAAAUCUGAGGUUCUCUGUUUUCCUUUCUUUCAUUUGCUAUCAAUAUUAUAAAACAGUCUGUAUCAGAUGGAGAAACUACAUUUUCAGUGUUGCUGUUAUGAUUUGUGGUGAGUUGUGUAAUCAAAAUAUAAGAUUUAUCAGCUUACUGAUGUACUGUAAUCAUUACUGUUAGAGCAUGAUCUGUAUGAGUCAACAGGGGUAUUGCACAGCGCACAGAAAAACAAAAAAAAUCAUAUGUGGCAACAGGAUCU